Molecule: messenger RNA, 1219 nt
Organism: Trematosphaeria pertusa
Lineage: Eukaryota; Fungi; Ascomycota; Dothideomycetes; Pleosporales; Trematosphaeriaceae
Exons: 1
Coding region: 263-1141 (292 amino acids)
Source: RefSeq, a predicted model, not a curated record
GCUCUGCUCUGUCUAUAGCCCAAUCGGGUACGGCUUUCAUCCUUGACUAUCCAACCAUGGUUCUGGCAUCCGUUGUCCACGACGUCGUCUCGCGUGCACUUACCCUGAGAUUCAGAACCGUACACGCGAAUUUUCUCAACCACAGCACCAUCCAUCCCCUUAGUGCUAUAACAGCAUCCCACAGCUCCUAGCCCUCCAUCUCUCCAUCCUCACUCUCACUCUCACACCCUCUAUCCUCCAUCCCACAGCACCACAACACCAAAUGCACCCCAUCCCAAACCAAAACACCACUUUCUCCUUGCCCCCCAUCACCCCAGGCGCCACCUUCGCCACGCCCCGCCAGGAGUCCCCCAAGACACCACCAGCCAUGGACACCCCCGCCGCCUACGAAGCUGCCAUGCGGCGCCUCCUGAAGCACGCACCCGCGCCCGAGCGCGUGCCCCUAAAAAUGACGCGGCCAAACCACAUAUCCCCCGCCUACGCGCUCUGCCUGUACAAUGCAUACGCCGAGUGCAGGAGACCCGUGUUCAGAGAGAGUCUGCGGAGCGUGGUAGUCAGGAGGGUGGAGGACAGGCUGAGCAAGGGGAGCGUGAGGAAGGUGAAUGCGGGGUUUUUGGAGAGCGGGGAUAGAACGGUUGGGUGGCUGCGAGGGACGGCGGUUGAGGAGGUGAAGAAGCCACUUGAGAAGAAGGCGAAAUGUGAGAAGGGUGAUUUGAAGAAGCAUGGCGGUUCCCGAGGUCUUUCAUCACAGUCUACGAACGUCGCCUCUCAGCUGCAUCUCGAGCGCGCAAGGGAGGAUGUGAUGGUGCAGCUCGCGAGGAAGGAGCGGUGCGAGGGAUGUGCGUCCUGCGAGAGCAAAGCAAGCAGGCUCGAGAAACUGCAAAAGGUGCUUAGCAGGCAGGAAGCGGAAGCUAAAAGGUUGAGGGAGCAAGAGGAAAGAGAGCAGGCGAGGAGAGAACACAAAGAGAGGAAGGAGAGGUGGGAGGGGGAUCUUGAGGAGAGAAGAAGGGUCGAGACUGAGCGCGAGCGGAAGAGGAUGGAUGAGGAGAGGCAGAAGGGGCAGGUGCGAUCGGCUUGGCGGCUGAUACGGUGUCUUGGGGGAGGAGGGAGCGCUGGGUAUGGGCGGGGCUUUAGAGCGUAGCUGGAGGAGGGCUUAGGGAUAAGGUCGGGGAAAGUGUACGCUUUGCCGGAUAGCUUCAGAGGGAGCGAUGUUGACACG